This is a messenger RNA of Penicillium bovifimosum, 14751 nucleotides long. Its product is annotated as AAA family ATPase midasin. The transcript is spliced from 2 exons. NCBI's taxonomy places the organism in Eukaryota, Fungi, Ascomycota, Eurotiomycetes, Eurotiales, Aspergillaceae. Bases 1 to 14751 code for a protein of 4916 amino acids. Gene Ontology annotation, cellular component: nucleus; preribosome, large subunit precursor. Gene Ontology annotation, biological process: rRNA processing; ribosomal large subunit assembly. Gene Ontology annotation, molecular function: ATP hydrolysis activity; ATP binding. The record is from RefSeq and is a predicted model, not a curated record.
AUGGAUCGGAGGCCGGUCUAUGAGAGAACUCUUUCAGAGUCCGAGCUGCUCGAGCAGCUGCCGAGUGGAAUCUCUACUUUCAUUCGGACUGCAUCGGGGACUCAAUACCUCCACGCGCUUGCGCUUAGCGCAUUAAACAACGAAUUUACGGAGAGCAUUUUCAGACUCUACGAACCGAUUUUUGUCGAUCUUGCAGCCCGAUGGCUUCAAUCGGAUUUACAUGCCGACUACAUUCAUGUAUUAGCGGCGUUUGCGCAAGUCUUACCAUUUGCACCGCAUCUGCGGUCGCUUGCCAGUCAAUAUGCCUCAUCACAGACUGGACCUUUGGCGGCACUGGCCGUGUCGAAGGAAUUAACAUUGCUACAGUUGGACCAACCUAGCAUUAGACUCCUACUGCUCGCCUUAUUCCGACUUCUCUCUUUCGAUCUCGAAACGUUCUCUCCCCUCGUUUCACCGCUUCAACUUCAGUCCCUCUUCCAAUCCCAAGACCAAGUGACACGAUACCUUGCUGUAAGAUGCUUUGCCUUAUAUAUGCAUGCGGCGGAUGCGGCGACAGAGAAGAUGGUCCACGUCAACACUGGGACAGAUCCCAUUGAAGGAGAGUGGGAAGGCACCACGAUCGAUUAUCGCCUGCUAGGAUUGUGGGAAGAGCAACGAUGGGAAUCUCUCGGAAAGAUUAUCAGAGACACAAGGCAUUGCAGGACAGCGAGUGAAACUCUGGCCUUGUUUGAGAAGACAGGGGGAUCUUUCACAACCAAGACUGCAGAGAUUUGCGGAGUUUUGGUUCCCAGAAUGAAGGACACGCCCCCGGCCCCUUCGUCUGUAGUCAAGACCGAGACCACUGUUGGGAACUUGCGCCGGAUUGCAGGGUCAUUACUCGGGUUCAAACCUAUCCUGCUAGUUGGUUUGCCUAACUCGGGAAAGACCUCUUUGAUUAACGACAUCGCUGGUACAAUGGGUCAAGGCGAAUCUAUGGUGACGCUCCACUUGAACGAGCAGACAGAUGCAAAGAGCCUGCUCGGAAUGUACGCCACCUCGUCUGCAUCUGGAUCCUUCUCUUGGCAGCCCGGUGUAUUGACCAAGGCCGCACGCGAAGGCCGCUGGGUGUUGAUCGAAGACCUUGAUCGUGCCCCCUCUGAAGUAAUGGGUCUCAUCCUUCCAAUUAUCGAGAGGGGUGAAUUAACCAUCCCCAGUCGGAGAGAGCGAAUCAAAUGUGCGCAGGGCUUCAAGAUCAUCGCAACUAUGAAGUCGUCAUACAACAUUGCUGGCGAGGAGAUCGCACCUACCACCUCAAUGCUUGGAAGUAGGCUUUGGGAGCGAGUACAGGUGAAGUCUCUUGCUGUGGAUGAGAUGCGUGAUGUUAUCUUGCAGAAGUAUCCUUUGCUUGAGUCUCGUGUGCCAACUAUCAUGAACGUUUACGGGCGGGUAUGCUCUGCAUUCCAUGGAAGUCUUGCAAUCAAGGGCUCCCAAGGCCGUACCCCGGGUUUCCGUGAUUUGAUCAAAUUGUGUAGCCGCCUGCACAAUCGUCUUCAACGCAUGGGCGCGAAGACUGGCUAUGAGCCCACAUCAGAAGGCACCGAGGAUGAAAUAUUCCUCGACGUUGUUGACGUUUUUUUCAAGUAUUUGCCUGAGAAGUCAAUGCAGACUACCCUGGCCGCCGUCGUGGCUGAAGCGCUUCAGAUUUCCCCCCAGCGAGCCCAAUACUGUCUAGAAGAACGCACUCCCACAUAUACCGACAAGAACAACAGCUUGAUUCUUGGCCGAGAAAUCUGCCAGAAGAUAAAGGUACCGAGCGGAUCUGCAUUGAAGCUGGCCGCAGCAGCUUCAAGAUUUGCUCCCACCAGAGCGGCCUUGUCACUUAUGGAGCAGGUUGCAGCCUCGAUCCAGAUGGCAGAACCUGUUCUGCUUGUGGGAGAAACUGGUAUCGGAAAGACAACGGUCAUCCAACAUCUUGCGACUCUGAUGCGUCAGAAACUUACGGUAGUGAAUUUGUCACAGCAGAGUGAAAGCACCGAUUUGUUGGGUGGUUUCAAGCCCGUCAACAUCCGUACAAUGGCAGUUCCAAUGCUGGAUGAGUUCACACAGCUGUUCGAAUUGACUUUCUCGGCCAAAAAGAACCAGAAGUUCUUGUCUUCUAUAUCGAAGAGUGCCGCCUCCUCCAACUGGGUCCGGCUGGUGACCUUAUGGCAUGAGGCCGUUCGCCUUGCCAAAGGUGUUUUCAACCCCCCAAAUGUCGAUUCUGAGAAUGGCGAUGAGCAGCCAGCCAAGAAGAGGAAGCUCGAUUCUCCCAAAUAUCAGCACUUGCGGCAAAGAUGGGAAAGUUUCGCCACUCAACUCGGAGAUUUCGAGGCUCAAGUUUCACAAGGUGAUGCCAAAUUUGCCUUUGCUUUCGUACAAGGUAAAAUUGUGAGAGCUUUGCGCAACGGCGAAUGGGUUCUCUUGGAUGAGGUAAAUUUGGCUUCUCCUGAUACCCUCGAGAACAUCGCCAGUCUUCUGCAUCACGGCAGUGAGGGAUCGCCGUCUGUACUCCUCUCAGAGGCCGGUGAUGUUGAAAGAGUCUUUGGUCACCCGGAAUUCCGUAUCUUCGGUGCAAUGAACCCUGCCACAGAUGCCGGCAAGAGAGAUCUACCACCAGGUCUUCGCUCUCGAUUCACCGAAUUCUACGUGCACUCACCCGACAGUGAUCUGAAUGAUCUAUUGGCCUUGAUCCAGAAAUAUCUUGGCGAUUUGACGAUCAGUGACCAACGGGCCGUGCCAGACCUCGCACAGCUUUACAUGGUGACGAAGAAACUCAGCAACGAGAACAAGCUCACCGAUGGAGCUGGGCAACGACCCCAUUUCAGUAUCCGUACUCUCGUUCGUGCUUUGAUCUAUGUCAUCGACCACGCACACGUAUAUGGACUACGCAGGGCGAUGUUCGAGGGUUUCAGCAUGAGCUUUUUGACUGUACUUAGCCUAAACUCAGAGCGAGCUUUGAUACCCUUGCUUGAGAUGCACAUCUUCGGCAAUGCGAAAAACUCCAGGGCUUUGCUCGGACAAACUCCUCGCGCACCCACUGAUGGCAAUGAAUACGUGAACUUCAAGCAUUACUGGAUGCGCCGCGGUCCUAUGGUUCCGGAGGAGCAACCUCACUACAUCAUCACCCCAUUCAUCGAGAAGAACCUCAAGAACUUGGUUCGAGCAAGCUCAACUCGACGAUUCCCUGUUUUGCUCCAAGGCCCGACAUCAGCUGGAAAGACAAGUAUGAUCGAGUAUCUAGCAAAGGUAUCUGGAAACAAAUUUGUCCGCAUCAACAACCACGAGCACACGGAUCUGCAAGAAUAUUUGGGAUCUUACGUCUCCUCGGAUGAUGGAAGCUUGCGUUAUCAAGAGGGUGUGUUGGUGGAGGCGCUGCGGAACGGUUAUUGGAUUGUGCUGGAUGAGCUGAAUCUGGCACCUUCUGAUGUUCUCGAAGCUCUUAACCGACUCCUUGACGACAAUCGUGAGCUUUUUAUCCCCGAGACUCAAGAGGUUGUUCACCCGCAUCCUAAUUUCAUGCUCUUCGCGACACAAAACCCCGCUGGUCUGUAUGGUGGUCGAAAGGUUUUGUCCCGCGCCUUCAGGAACCGUUUCCUCGAGCUGCACUUCGAUGAUAUCCCAGAAAGCGAGCUUGAGUUCAUUCUGAAGGAGCGCUCUCAGAUCGCACCAUCCUUCUGCACGCGCAUUGUUGCUGUCUACCGUAAACUGUCCUUGCUGCGCCAGUCCAAUCGACUCUUCGAGCAGAAGAACAGCUUUGCCACUUUGCGUGAUCUUUUCCGAUGGGCGCUCCGUGAAGCCGAUGAUCGUGAACAGCUAGCAGUCAACGGUUACAUGCUUCUGGGCGAACGUGUGCGCAACCCCCAAGAGAAGGCUGCCGUCAAGGCUGUGAUCGAGGAAGUGAUGAAGGUCAAACUGGACGAAGACACUCUAUACAGCUCCACAGAGCUGCAAAAGCAUGUCCCUCAGAUGAGUGAGCUUCCCGCAGGUGUUGUGUGGACCAAGGCCAUGAGACGUCUCUUCGUUCUCGUUUCGAAGGCGAUCAAGAACAACGAGCCAGUCCUUCUUGUCGGAGAAACUGGUUGCGGUAAAACCCAACUCUGCCAGGCUAUCGCGGAAGCUUUCCGACGCGAGCUGUUCAUCGUCAAUGCACAUGUCAAUCUGGAAACUGGCGACUUGAUUGGUGCCCAGCGACCUAUCCGAAACCGGGCGGCCAUCGAGAAACAGCUUGUCGACGACCUUCAAAUGCUCCUUCACGGCCAACCAACCGGCGCGUCAUUCGAUGAGUUGAAGCAGGAAUUCACAGCAUUGACUGCUGAGCAGCGUCAAGCCAAGGACCAGUCUCUUCUGCAGAAGAUUGAGAAGAAUGCCAUUCGUUGCAAUGCACUGUUUGAAUGGUCCGAUGGAAGUUUGAUCACUGCUAUGAAGACCGGCCAAUUCUUCCUUCUCGACGAGAUCUCCCUCGCAGACGACUCCGUGCUUGAGAGGCUCAACAGUGUUUUGGAACCUGCGAGGUCUAUUCUUCUUGCAGAGAAAGGCCCUGUCGAUUCAAUGGUUGUGGCUGAUGGUGGAUUCCAGUUCCUUUCCACCAUGAACCCAGGUGGUGAUUACGGAAAACGUGAGCUUUCUGCCGCUCUUCGCAAUCGUAUGACCGAGAUCUGGGCGCCUCAACUGUCUGAUGAUGAGGAUAUCUUGCCGAUUCUCUCACAGAGAUUGAACCUGAAGGAGGAGAAUGUGGCGAGAGCUAUGCUCCAGUUCGCCAAAUGGUUCAAAACAACCUUCCAAAACACCUCUACUACCUCUCUCUCCCUCCGUGAUCUUCUUGCCUGGGUCGAUUUCAUCAACACCUGCCAGAGCACCGAUAUCCAGUUCGCUAUCAUUCAAGGUGCCGCGAUGGUCUUCGUUGACACCUUAGGUGCCAACCCAGCGGCAAUGCUUGCCAUCUCUCUCAAUGACCUGGAUGGCAACCGCAAAGCAUGCCUCACCAAGCUAAGCGAACUGUUCAAUGUCGAUGCUUCCAAGAUCUACUGGGAGUCCACUACUGUCUCCGCAGAGCCUGGCGUUCUGCGCGUUGGGCCAUUCGCUCUGCCUACAGCUGGUACCGCAAACCCCGAUCCCCAGUUCACCAUGGAUGCCCCAACCACAAUUGCCAACUCUGUGAGAAUUGCUCGUGGUUUGCAGUCCUCCAAGCCUAUUCUCAUGGAAGGAAGUCCAGGUGUGGGCAAGACCACACUUGUGACUGCUCUGGCCAGAGCUCUUGGCAAGCCUCUCACUCGAAUCAAUCUUUCGGAGCAGACAGACCUCACAGAUUUGUUUGGUUCCGAUGUUCCCGUGGAGGGAGGAGAUGUUGGGCAGUUCACCUGGCGUGACGCGCCGUUCCUGCGAGCUAUGCAGCGCGGUGACUGGGUUUUGCUGGACGAAAUGAAUCUGGCUUCGCAGUCCGUUCUUGAGGGUCUCAACUCCUGUUUGGAUCAUCGUCAGCAAGUGUAUAUCGCUGAGCUCGACCAAACAUUCAAAAGACACCCUGAUUUCGUUCUCUUUGCUGCCCAGAAUCCUCACCACCAGGGUGGUGGCAGAAAGGGUCUUCCCGCAUCUUUUGUCAAUCGGUUCACGGUCGUCUAUGCAGAGAGCUUCACGGAUGAUGACUUGAAAACUAUCUGUUCAAGGCUUUUCCCGGGUAGUCCCUCUCUCCAGACUGAGAGGCUAGUCGACUUCAUCUCCCUCUUGAACCAAGCGAUUACGCGUGACCGUCGUUUGGGAGCUACUGGUGGGCCUUGGGAAGUUAACCUGCGUGAUAUCCAGCGAUGGCUUCAACUUGCCGAUCGAGGGAACUUGCAGAUCCAGACCAAGCAUUUCCUUGACGUCGUCAUCAGCCAGCGAUUCCGAACUGCGGAGGAUCGUAAAUUGGUCUGCCAAAUAUAUGACCGUGUUUUCACGGACUCGGAGACUGGCCCGAACAGUUACUUCCACAAUCUGACUCCCGAGUACUUGCAGGUUGGCUUAGGUGUUUUGACCCGUGAUCCUCUUUUGCAGCACUUGGCCGAGCCGAACAUGAGGAUUCUCCCCAAGGACCUUCACAUCGUCGAGUCACUUAUUCUGUGCAUUGACAACUCCUGGCCAAGCAUUCUAGUCGGACCUGCCGGGUGUGGCAAAACCACUCUCAUCAGAAAGCUGGCAGCUGUCAACGGUGCAAAUCUGGUGGAACUCGCCUUGAGUGCAGACACUGAUACCAUGGAUCUGAUUGGUGGAUUUGAGCAAAUCGAUCAUCGCAGGGAAGUAUCUGGCUUUAUUCAUGACAUUGAGAUCUUCUUGCGAAACCAGCUCAUCCACUGCUUUGCUUCAGGAGAUGUGUCUGAUGUUGUGAUUUCCGCCCUUCGCAUCUGCGAGCAUUUCCAGUCUGCAUAUAUCUCUUUGGAAGACAUGACGCCGUUGCUCUCCAGCCUGUGCCAGUCUUCUUCUGACCCAGCCUACCAACAAUACCUCGAAAGAGCUCAGACUUUGUUGAAUGCCAUUCAGAAAUCUGACAAGAUGAAGGUCGGAUUUGAGUGGACGGAGGGUGUCCUUACUCAGGCCGUUCAACAUGGACACUGGGUAAUCCUUGACAAUGCCAAUCUGUGCAACCCAUCUGUCCUUGAUCGAUUGAAUUCUUUGACGGAGCCGAACGGUACACUUAUCCUCAAUGAGCAACGGACGGAGGAUGGAUCUGCCAGAGUCAUUACUCCCCAUCCCAACUUCAGAAUCUUCUUAACUAUGGACCCUCGCAAUGGUGAAUUGUCUCGUGCCAUGCGAAACCGCUGUACUGAGAUCUGUUUCCUUCCAAGUGAGCUGCAAGACAUUGAACCUACCGUGGGCCCAUCGUAUACCUGCGAAUCUUUCCUCUAUCGCCUUCGCCAUAUCUGGAAUUUGGCAACGCAUAUGGAGGAUGAAAAGUUCGUUGAGGUUUGCUUGGAUCAUCUUUCGCCAGCAGAAUUGUCCUACCUACAACAAUCGCCAAACAACCCUGUGGUCAAUAGCGGAAAGGCCCAGUCCCACAAUCCUCUGCAGCGUUACACCUCUUUGUUCCAUGACAAUAACCAGUGGAAGCCUCUUGAAAUCACCAACGGCGAGAUUGUUCUCGGAGGGGCUCACCUUGGUAUCCGAGGCAUGUCACAGCCUCUUCACCCGCUCAUCAACGAGCCUUUGCUGGCUAUCGCAGGAACCAAGGAAUUCAGGUCCAGCCUGGUGGUCCUGGCCUAUCUACAGGAGUUGAGACUUGAGAUCCACCGCCUUAGGCAAGGAUUGAUACAAGCCGACGCUUCUGGAAAGGAGUUGAAGCCUAGCCAAAUGACACGGUUGGAGCGUUCGUUGGCAUCCGAACGGAUCCCUGCGCUCAUGAAAGACACGACGCAACCUGUUGCUUCCUUUUUGUCUGAUUGUGGCCAGGCUCUGUAUGAUUACAUUCAGUCCUUGGAUCAAAUCUCUCUUCAAGGUCCUGUGAUAAUCGCCGCCCUUCGCGCCGUGACCUGCCUAUGCUGGGAUAUUUUCAGAGCCACGGAGGUGAGCCAGGUUGACGAAGGAGAGUUCCAAGUCUACCUCCAGAUGGGCCGCAGGAUUUGCGGGUCGUUGGCCGAUUCUUCGCCUUUGCUCCAGCCGCUACAGGUCGCUCUCUCGCAAGCCCUGGAUCGUUUCCAGGAAGGCUGGGCUUUGACGACCGGCCUCAGCAUGCAAAGGAUCUGGGAUUCCUGGAGACAUGUCACUCCUGUCUCUCAGAAGCAGUUGGAUUCUUUGAUUGAAUUGGAGUCAACUGUCCUCGAAUUCACAACUUUGGCUUUGCAGACCCGCGUGGAACUGUCUCAAUUAAGUCGCGUGCGCGACUCAUUGAUUGAUGCUCAGCGAUUCAUCCUCUUAGAUGGCGCCGAUGGGGACGCACUUGUUCAGGGUAUCAAACAAACCGUGGCUGAGCUCUCCCAUGCAGUCCGUCGCUCAGAGUCAAUUGAGUACCCAUACUUUGCCGAUGACUUCGAAGCUCUGUGCCAGUACCACGACAUAUCCUCAUUCUUCCAGAAGCCAGUCAAUGAUACAGUCAUUCAGACGGUCAUGCCACUUCUUGCUGGUCGUACGGCUCGUCCAUUGGACGCUUCGAACUUCCAGAACGAUGUCCCAAAUGCCCUGCACAGACUCUCGCUAUUUGCGGGUUCGUCAAGCAAAUCAGGUUCUGCAUUUGCUACCGGAGGCACCGUCUCUCUGUCGCUACUUGAUAGGCUGGCAGCGAUCACCAAUACAAAAUUAGGUCAGAUGGAUAUGCUUGAGGCAGAGAAACAGGCUCUCUCCAAGGCUAUUACCCUGAGCAGUCAACAGAUCGCAACAGAUCAGUCCAUCGUCCUUCGACGUACCAUCGCGAAACUCACAGCCGAGCUGGUUGGUUGCCAUCGGGAGUUCUUCGAGCCGCGUUCGGCAGAGCAUCUCAUCUCCGUUCUGCAGGCAAUCCAGGCCGGGAAUCCUUGCGUUGACGAGCCGUCUACCAAGGUUGAACUGGAUCAAACCCUAGGAAGUGCUCACUUCCUCAAGCCUCUCGCCGAACAGGCUCUGCCGGCUCUUGUUUCGUCACUGCAGGCGCAGUCAUCAAGCCAGCAGCAGAGCAUUCGGGAUACUGGACUUGCAGCGGUGCAGCUGGCAGUUAUUCUUCUGCGGCUGUUCGUGCCUGACAAGACAUUUGAUCCAUCCCUCGGCCUCGUUGUUCAGCUUAAGCGUCACAAUCAACGCCAUGCAGAAUUCAUGACCAAGUGUAACGCAAUCCUUGAGUUCGAGAAAACUUUCACUGGCCAGGCUUCCAACCUCCGGUCUGAACUUUUGAUGGCUGAGAUUCGCGAUUUGGGUGACGCUCCGCCCCCUUCACUCGUCAAUCGGCCUCAGCAGUCCCAGCUGAGUCUCUUGCAGGGCGAGUUCAUCAAUUUGAUCAACUCUGUGCUGAAGAGGGAUCCAGAGCAAAUGGUCCGGUCUGCUCAACAUUCGCGAGAAAGCCAAGAUAUGAUUCAGCUCUUGCGUAAUAACAUCAAACAAUUGAGCAACCGUCUCAGUGCCCAUUACAGGUCUUACGAUGAUAUCACUGUGCCUGUCGUCCGUUUCUUGCAGCUCUUGGACCUUGGAGUUCUCUUGACCUCCAGCCAGCCAGAACAGUCCGGCGAUAUCCCUGAUAUCAUGACUUUGAGCGAGCGCACGCCAUUCUUAGGCGGCAUUGUUCACCCCGUGCUUACUCACAAUGACGAGAAGCCUCCAGGCACCCUGAGAAAUGCAAAUGAAAUGCGUCUUCAAGAACUAUCUGCCCUCUGGGCGGCGAAGGACGCUGAUCCCACUAUCCUGGAAACAAAGGCUGGCCGAGGUAUCCUUCUUCGCAUUUUCGCCGACUUCCAUCAACUCUGGAAGACCAAGCUCGAGGAAGAUCGGGAACAGGAAGCCGAGAAAGGAGAGCUCUACCGCUUCAAGGGAUCCUGGGAAGAAGAAGAGGAAGUCAACGAAGCUGAACUAAAUGAACUUUUCCCUACCUUUGAUGAAGGCUCAGCCGAAGACACAGGGGGCGUUGAUUGGAUCGAGCGCAUUGACCCCAAGAGCAUCUCCAUUCGCCUUGCUUCACUUCAUGCAAAGAUCCUGUCAAAGGAGUGCACUGGAACCGCGUUGACCACAUUCGUCAAGCAAUCAGGACAUCUCUUGGGCUCGAUCUGGUCUGAAAGCAAGUCUUCAUUCUCGCCAAUCUCACCCCAAAGCCAUCUCCCUGCAGUCCUGCUCCUGCUCGAUGAUUCCAUCGGCGAGGGAACUGACGAUCGGAAGAAGAACUACAACUUCUACACCGAUUCUAACCUCGGAGAGGCAAGGAAGCUGGUCGCUCUCACGCUAUCUGUUCAGGCCCGGUUCGUUCAGAUCCAAACGGCCUGGCCUGAACAUGCCGUUCUCGCUGAUGUCAUUCAAUGCUGCUUGGAAAUUCUUCAGUUCAAGCACACUGAACCUGUUGCCAAGUUCAUGACCAAGGUUGAAAAGCUUCAUUCGUUCGUACAUGAGUGGCAGACUGUCGCAAGCAGAGAAUACUCAGCCGCUACCGUCUACGAUGAGAUCACAAGCAUUCUCAUCAGCUGGCGCCGUCUUGAGCUGUCAACUUGGGCCAAGCUCUUGGAUCUCGAGAAAGAGCGAUGCGAGGACGAAGUGGGUGCUUGGUGGUUCAUCGCCUACGAAGCGCUUGUCGGCGCCCCCAUUAUGAUGGUACAGGCAGGCGAAAAGGACAUGAGUGAACACAUCCAACAUUUGGUUUCGACCUUGGAGCAGUUCUUCAAGUCUACGACUAUGGGCCAAUUUGCUCGCCGCCUACAGCUUGUUGCCAACUUCCAAGCUUUGCUUGAGGUUUUCGCCAAAGAUUACCCCAGUCUUAAGCAGCUUGUCUCUGCCUUGGACAACUUCCUCCACCACUACGGACCCUUCCAGCCUGGAGUGGACAAGUACCUAACGGAGAAGCGAUCCACCCUUGAAAAGGACAUCAAGGAGCAGAUCCAACUAGCUAGCUGGAAAGACGUUAACAUCGUGGCUCUCAAGGAAAGUGCCAGAAGAUCCCAUGUCAAGUUGUUCAAGCUGGUUCGAAAGUACCGUGCUGCCCUUGGUCAGCCAGCCCAAUCAGUUCUUGAAUCGGGUCUCCCAGAAAGCACCGAGGAGGUCACUUCGAUAUCUCAAGCAGAGCCCGUCCGUCCCACUGCCACAUUCCCCGAGGCAAUGGCCAUCUGCCAAAAGAAGAAGAACUUGUGGUCUACCAGAGCGCUGAGAUUCCAGAAACCGGAUGGAACAGCCAACAACAUGAUGAAUCUGUAUACCGCAAUCCCAGCCGAGUUCGACAUCGCCAAGGACCUUGAUAGCUUCAUCGUGUCUGUCAUCGAAAGCAUGAAUGAGUUCAAGGCCAAGACACCCAAGGUUCUGAACGAAGAUAACAAGGGCGACGUUCAACACCUCAAGUCCCAGAAGCGUCGUCUGUAUGCUGAGACACUGAAGCAGCUGUACGAGAUGGGCUUGAAGCGUAAUGCUGGAACGAGCGUGAUCGAAACUCAAGCAACCGUCCCGCAGGUUCUUGCUACUAGCGCCGCCUUUGAGGCUGGUGCUGCCACCUCAACUGCAGUCCAGAGUGCCGAUUGGUACUUCCACAGACUUUUGGAUCUUCUGCCCAAGACCCGCCUUGCCUCUCGCAACUACUCAGAGGAGCUCAGCAAUGUCGAGGUCUUCAGGAGUAUGGGUUCUAUUGAGCAUCUCCUUUUCACUGUUCGUCGCCAGAGAGGUGUCAUUUCACCUGCUCUCACAGGGUUGGGCAAGUUGAAGUCUACGCUUGACAAAGUGCAGAAUCUUUGGACCGCGGCUUCUGAUUCUGCGUCGCAAGACCAUGCUUCCGCUCCGGAGGAGCGAACCAACCUGGCUAGAGUCGUGGCCUGGCUGGCUCCUAUCCUUGGGUUGGCUGCGAUGAUCGUUGGAGUGCAUUCCAAGUUCUCAGGAGUUGAUGCCUCCGAACUUGUGGAACAGUUGCGUGCCAAGAAGACAUCCUUUGACAGGCUGCGCAAGUUGCACGAAGAUCUUCCCGCGCUUCCUACCAGAAUCGUGUCCAAGGCCCACCACGAGAUUGCGCAGCAGACACGGUCGUCGCUCGACGAAUUAGCUGCUGAUCUGCAGAAGUGGAGUCAGGCCCGCCCUGAUCUUUCCUUCGCAUUGGAUCAGAUCACACCUUGGGUCAAAACAGACACCAGUGCUCUCGAGGAGAUCAAUGAUGAAGGCAGCUUGUCUAUCCAAGCCUUCGAUAGUAGCCUUUUGACUGCUAUAGACAAAAUGCUCAUUGGUCUUCAGCAGCUCAAGGAUGUGCCCUCCGCUAUCACUUACGAUGGAUUGCUGUCGAGGAGUGAUGAGUUCUUCUCUCGCGGAAUCAAGGCUGUUCAUCUCACCGAGAUCACUACCGCAUUGGAAACUGUCCUUGACUCGUUGUACCUCCUUCAAGACCACUCCUCUGGCGGCAUCUCGGUCGCUGCCGCGCUAAUCACCAGUAUCCUGCCCAUCGCCAACAGAUACUACCAGAUCUGUCGGGAUCUGGCUGAUCGAUUUAUCGCCGUGCAUCGCGAGAUCUGUAAGACAUCUUACAUUCUGACCAAGACUUUCAACCAAGUUGCCUCCGAAGGAUUCUGCAGUCCUGCUGAAGCAUCCCAAGAUGACGGCAAGGAGGGUAAGAUGGAAGGUGGAACGGGUCUUGGUGAAGGCGAAGGUGCGGAAGACAUCAGCAAAGACGUUGGUGAUGAUGAAGAUCUUUCCGAGCUCGCGCAGCAAGAGAACAAGAAAGAGGAUGGUGAUGAUGAGAUGGAUGACUCCAAGGAUGCUGUCAACAUGGAUCAGGAAGAUUUGGAAGGCGAGACCGAAGAGCGACAGGACGGGGAUGAGGAGGAGAAUGAUGAAAGUGACGAGGAAAACAACGAUGAUAUUGAUGAAGAGACUGGAAGCGUUGAUGAUCUCGACCCAGGAGCUGUUGAUGAGAAACUCUGGGACGGUGAGAAUGAUGAUGAGCAGAAAGACACCGAGAACCAAGAAGGCAAGGGUGAAUCGCAGGCCGAGCAACAAGCUGCGGCGCAGGAAGAGAAGGGUGACAAGGAUGGCGAGAAGGGUGAAGAAAAACAAAAGGAAGGAGAGGAGGAGGAAGAAACUGAAGAUGAGGAGGCACCCGAAGACGAGGGUGAGGCAAUUGGCCGUGAGGAAAUGGAAGUCACCGAUCCCCAAGCCAAGGAGGAAGAGACGCUGGAACUCCCCGAGGAAAUGCAACUCGAUGGUGACGACGGCAAGGAUGACAAUGGUGAAGAUGAAGAGGAAGGAAUCGAUGAUGUCGAUGAUGAAUUCGGCCCUGCUCCUGAAGAAGAAGGAAAGGUCGAAGACGGUGAUGAGAAUGUCGGCGAAGAAGAGGCCGAGGCAGCACCCGAAGAUCAAGUGCCAGGUGACGAAGAUGAAGAGAUGGCCGAUGAUGCCGAGGAGACCAAUGAAGGUGAAGCUGGUGCAGAGGAGGAGGAGGAAGCUGGCGGAGAGGAGCCUGAGGAGCCUGAGCACGAUGAUUUCCUGGCACAACGGGAUGAGAACGAAGCUGCAGGUGACAAUGUCGCUCCCAGCGACGCUGUCACCGGAGGACUUGGGGCCGAACAAGACCAGAAUGAGGAAAAGGGUGCUUCAGGUGACGCUCAGCAGGAGAGUGGCUCGACUGAUCCCAGUGCCGAAGUCGACCAACCGGCAGGGGCCGCCAAGGAGAGCGAAGAGAGCAAGCCCAGUCGGGAUGCAGGUGGUGGUGAAGACAACGGAGAAGACGAGCCUCAAAUGCAGGCAUUCAAGAAACUCGGCGAUAUUCUCGAGCAAUGGCACCGACGACAGAAGGAGAUCCUCAACCCCUCCCAAGAGGAAGAAGACUCCCAGCCUAUGGCCGAAGACACCGAUAUGGCGGAUGCAGAGUUCGAGCAUCUCAAGGACGACGACGAUGCCGCUGACACCCAGGCCCUUGGACAAGCCAACGAGGAUCAGACGCAAGCCCUCGACCAAAGCAAGGGUGUGGAAUCCGACAUCAAGCCUGGUGAAAACGACGUUCUCCCAGAUGUGUCCGACGAGCAGCAAGACGCCGUGGACAACCAGCUUGAAGAUGAGAUGCAAAUCGACCGCGAGCCGCUUCCCGCCGAUGGCGAGUCUGUCGGCGCUUUCAUCCCCGGCGGCCAAUCAUCCCAUGAGCGCACAGACGAGGCACAAGGCACGGAAGAACUGAACGAGGAACUCGACGCAGUCGACUCCCAACUCGCAGCAAUCCACCUCUCCUCCUCACUUCCCCCCUUGACCCCACAAGACGAAGCCCGCCGUCUCUGGUCGCACUACGAGUCCGCAACCAACGAUCUCUCCCUCUCCCUAACCGAACAACUGCGCCUGAUCCUCGCCCCAACAAUGGCCACCAAACUACGCGGCGACUUCCGUACCGGAAAGCGUCUGAACAUCAAGCGCAUCAUCCCCUACAUCGCAUCCCAGUACAAGCGCGACAAAAUCUGGAUGCGUCGCUCCAUCCCCUCCAAGCGCAACUACCAGAUCAUGCUCGCCGUCGACGACAGCAAGUCCAUGCUGGAAAGCGGCAGUGGCCAGCUCGCCUUCGAGACCCUGGCUCUCGUCGCCAAGUCCCUGAGCAUGCUGGAAGCAGGCGAUCUGUGCGUCCUCGGCUUCGGCAACGAGGAACACGUCCGCGUCGCCCACGAAUUCGGAAAGCCCUUCUCCUCCGAGGCUGGCUCCCAGGUCUUCCAGCAUUUCAGCUACCAGCAGACCGGCACCAAUGUGCGCAAGCUGAUCGCUGACUCGAUCGCUCUCUUCCGUGAGGCUCGCUGGAAGCGCUCGCCUGGUGCUGGCUCGGCUGAUCUCUGGCAGCUUCAGCUGAUUAUCUCUGACGGUAUCUGUGAGGAUCAUGAUACUAUUCGCCGUCUUGUAAGACAGGCGCUUGAGGAGCGUAUCAUGGUGGUCUUUAUUAUUGUCGAUGCUGUUAAGGGAAGCUCGAUCCUGGACCUCUCGCAGGCUAGCUUUGAGGCUGAUCCGGAUUCCGGUGGUGAGAUGAAGCUUAAGAUGAAGCGUUAUCUCGAGCACUUCCCCUUCCCUUACUAUCUCGUUGUUCGUGAUGUAAGGGAGUUGCCCUCUGUGUUGGCUACUGCGCUGAAGCAGUGGUUCGCUGAAGUUGUGGACGUGUCUUCUUGA